UUGAUUUCUUUAAGGCUUUCUUUUAAUUGUGAUUGGUUUUAACUAAAGUUUAAAAUUUAACUAAGAUCAUAGAGGAGAUAAAUCAAUAGACCAGCACUUCUGCUUGAUAAUUAUUUAUUGAUUGAUCUAGAGCUGGAAAAACCUAUCACAAUCUGGCUUUAAUCCAUCUGGGUGGCCUUAUUUCACAUUACUACAUACAAGUUUUUUUCAUGUAGUCUACUUGAAUACUGGAUUGCUCUUCAUUCUUUACUGUCAUUCUGUCCUUUCUAGCUCCAUGUCUAGAUGUCAUCCUCCAUGCCUUGACAGGAUUCUCUGUCAAGCUUUCUCCAUUUGUUGAAAUUCUGCCCUUUUUUCAAGGUCCAAUUCAGAUGUUACUUCCUUAUACAGCCUCUGAUACUUGAGGGGAAAGAGAUUUCUUCUGUCUCAAAUUUCUCAUAAUGUGACCUGGACCUUUCUUUUUGUAGUUUGGGAGCACACAUUACAGAUCUGGAAGGGAUCUCAGAUGCUACCUAAUCCAAUCCCUUUACUUUACAUACAAGAAAAUUAAAGCUGAGUCAAGUAUUUGCCAUAAGUACAUAUAGGUAAUAUAAGAGGAGAGAUUUAAACCCUAUUUCUGACUCCAGAAUCAAUGGUCUUUUCACUACAAAUACUUCGUCAUUUCUUUUUCAUUUCAGUCUUUUCUGUAUUAUAGAUAUUAGGUUUUUGACCUUUAUUAGAUUUAUAAACUUUAGAUAGACUAGGGCUUGUCUCAUUUUUCUUUUAUCUUCAGAAUCUGCUAGAAUGUUUUAUACAUAAAAUGCUGAAUGUUUACAUUAAUUAUUUUCUAUUUUCAUUGUAUAGAAUGAGUAUAGAAUUUCACUAACUCCCUCAAAAAAAACUAUAAGAUACAUAGACUUUCCUGGGCUACUCUAAGCACCAUUUGUAACAUUGUUUAUAUGGAAAAAUUAAUUACAAGUUCCAACAAAAAAACUUACAUAAUUUGGGGGUACAGAUUGCAAAUUAAACUUCCUCUAUCUAAAAGUUAAUGUCACAUUGCUGAAGAUUUGCUAGACUUCCACCCUAAGUCAACAAUACACGUGUUCUUGGAAUUACUGUGUCAUAGGUAUUUGUUGAAUAUGUAAAUACUUAGCUGCUAACAGGCUACUUACUUGUAUCUAUAUAAGCAUGCUACAGUGUUGAUUUCUUUAAGAGUUUCUUUUAGUUUUGUUUCAAAAUGACUAAUUCUGAUGGUACAUGUUAGUAAUAUCCUCUUCAAGACACAGAAUCACUUGAGUUAGUGCUGGAAAAGGUAUCUGACGUCAUAGAAUUCACAACUAGAAGGGGGGUAGUCUUAAAGGUGACAGGGUCAUCAUAAUUUCAACUUUGGAAAGUACCUUCUCUUAAUUCAGUUCCCUCAUUUUACAGAUGAGUUUAAGGGGCUGGCUUAAACUUAAGACAAUUAGUAGCAGAGAUGUAAACCCAGGUGCUAGCUCUAAAUGUAGUAGCUAAUCACAAAUGCCUCCUUUCUAGCAUACACUCAUAUCACAUAUUUGCAUGCAUGACUUUCUCCAUGUGUACAUCUCAAUACAUGUAUAUAAAUGUAUAUAUGCACACAUACAUAUAUGCAUUUAUAUACUGUAUAAUAUAUACAUCUUCCAAGUGUAGUGUAACUUCUUCUGUGGGGUAAACUUGCCUUCUAUAAGGAUUGUAUAAAUUAACUCCACUACAAAAAUACAGUAAGUGACUCAAAUUUAGAGGUACAAGUCUAAUUUAGAGGUUUUAGCGAGAUGAUUAUUCAAAGUCUUCUCAUGACCUAGACUUCUCUUAACUUUUAAAAUUCUCUUUUUAGCAGUGAGAAGUUACAUUCCUGGUCCCAAUCGUUUGUCAUUACCCAGACCGACCCCAGACUCUCCAAAUUCCCUCCUCCCUUUAAUUAUCCGAUUCGGCAUGGGACGUGGCCUGGGAGUGGGCACCUUCAAAAUUAAAAGGAAGGAAUUGUACUGAUGUUUGAAAGUCAAGAAUGGCAGUGGUGAGGGCAAGAGACAGUGGAAGAAAAGAGGCCCAGUUGGAGAAUGGAGGCGUGGAGGAGAGCGGGAGAGCAACCGGGACCAGGGCAUAGAAGGGCUGCGGAGGAGAUCCCCGCUGGAGCAGAGAAGGUGAUCACAGGAGUCCGGGAUGCAGGCAGUAGGGGCGGCAAGCAGCAUUACAAAGGAUACAGGACAGGAGCUGCGGAUAGGGCGAGGAAGAGGUGACGGAAUAAUGGGCAGGUGGCGGGGUCUCCCUUGGAUUUCUCCGCCCCUCUCCUAGGCCUGAGAGAUGCAGCCUGGUCUUGGGUUCCUCCUCUCCUCUUCCCCCAGCCCUCCCUUCCCAUCCUUCUCCAUCCCCAGCGCGGCUGACGUGUCUAUCUGGCACUGCUCAUGCUCUCCCUCCGCCCCAAACCCGGGUCCCAACCUCGCCGCUCGCCCCCGCCUUCUCUUUUCUCCUCCCCGCCGCCUCGCCAUCGCCGUCCCCCGCGCCUGGGGCCUCCCUCCGCCCCCCUCACCCCCCCAGCUCCAGCUCCAGCUCCAGCUCCAGUCCCAGCCCCAGCCCCAGCCCCAGCCCCGCCAACAUGGCUGCAACGCCGCGUCUGCCCUUCUAUUUCUUCGUUCUACUGAUCUCCUCUGGGCCGCUGCUGGGUCAAACGAACCGCAGUGGAGAUCGGCGCUUCACGGAGCUGAAACGCUGCUCGGACGAGGAGUGCAGCAUGCUGAUGUACCGGGGUAGAGCUCUGCAGGAUUUCACAGGUCCAGACUGUCGCUUUGUAAAUUUCAAAAAAGGGGAAGCUGUGUAUGUCUAUUACAAGUUAGUAGGAAGAUCACCUGAACUUUGGGCUGGAAGUGUUGGCAGUGUUUUUGGGUACUUUCCAAAGGACUUAAUUGAAGUAAAUCAUCAAUAUUCUGAACAAGAACUAGAACUACCAACAGAUGAAACAGAUUUUGUUUGUUUUGAUGGAGGACUGGAUGAUUUUGACAACUAUAAUAUUGAAGAUCUUUUAGGAUUUUUGGGAGAAACUGUGAGAGGCAAAGGGGAAGAUGAAUUGAACACUUCCGGAACUGAAAACUCUGAGAAACUUACAGAAGAAACAGAAGAGGAGAAUCCUAAGGAAGUCAAUAUUGAAGAAUCUCUUGAGAUAUCCAAGGAUGACAAUAAUGAACCUGAAACAUCGGUGGAUAGCAAAAUUCUUGCAAAUUCAGAAGAAAAUAGCUUACUUUCUGAAAACACUAAGAAUCUAGAGGGAGAAUUUGAAACACAUAGGGCCCCCAUCCAUGUAAAUAGUCAUGCAGAUAAUCCUCAGGGAAAUCAACCCUCCCUUGAGCCUUUAGAAGAAAUGCUACAAGACAAAUUAAAAGUGUCAGAAAAUGAGAAUUCAAGGAACAUUAAUAUUUCUCAGCUUUCUAAGGACUGGGAGGAGAUUGAUGCUUAUAAACUUUUGAAGAAGGAAAUUAAUUUAGAUUUGAAAACCAAAUUUGGCUCAACUGCAGAUGCACUUGUAUCGGAUGAUGAAACAACUAGGCUUGUUACUUCAUUAGAAGAGGAGUUUGAUGAGGAAUUGGACACUGAUGAUUCCAAAGUUGAGGAAGAGGAUAAAGGUAGUUUUGAUGAACCACCAUUACUAACUUUUACAAAUGGAGAAGAUAGGAAAAUUGAAGAGAAAUAUUCAACAGGUGAAAAUUUGUAUACUGAAGGAGAUACUGAUGAAAUAGCUCAGCCCAGCGUUGGUGAAAAAAAUGACAAAAAUAUACUGAAAACCUUAGGAGAUACUAUUUUCUCUAUUGUUGGUGGAGGCGAAACAGAAAAAGAUGCCACAUAUUUGGAUGAUUUUGAUUUAGAUGAAGAAAAGGUAGAGGAUAAGGAAAAAGUCCUGACUGGUAAAUGGGAAGAAGAUAGCGAUAGCCCUGUAACAACUCAUGACAAAAGCUUAGAAGAUACCCUUGAAAUUGGCACAGUGAUUGAAGUUAAGGAAAAAAGAGAGAUAAUACAACCAUUCAAGGAAGAAUUCAUGGAGAAGGGAAUGGAAUUAGGAGAUGAGGACAUUUCUAUAAAAAGUUCUACUCAUGAAAUUGACCUUAUGCAUAAUAAUCUUGCUGAAAUGAGAGAAGACACCUUAAAAUCACCCCUUAAUUACAUGAAAGGUGACCUAAAAGAAACUAUUACUCAUCAGAUUACAAAAGGGGAGCUUCCUGAGGAGAAAUCUGGAGAAAAGGUUUUAGAUGACAACUUUGAGAGUGAUCUUGUACAUAAAACAUUCUGGAAGAAAAUGAAAGAGAAAAAUACUGAACAGAAAUCUCUAAGUAUUAAAUCAUUGCUAGAAGAUGAACAACAAAAUGCAUCCAAAGGAAAUGUGGACAUAAGCAAUAUUUCAGAAAAUGAACAAGAACAGGAAACGUUUCCAAUAAAGAUGCAAGGAAAGGAAUCCACCCAGCCAGCUCUGCUUAAAAUUCAAAAUCAUAUCAACAUUUCUUCUAUAGAUAAAAUUUAUUUACCAGAAAAAAAGGUGGAGGAGAAUCUGAUGUUGGAAGAAAAUUUACUGGGCCAACAGGAUAAAGAUAUGGAAACUGAAAUUAGCAAGCAGCUGGAUGAAAAGAUCAAGCAUUCUGAAAGAGAGAUUCAAGAUCAACUUUCCAAAGAUGAAAGCAAAGAAAUGGAGAACACACAAAAAAAGGACAAAGAUAUUCUUAAGGAUGGAGAAACAAAUGACUUCAAAGAAAAUAUAGGCCAACAACCCCUUAUCAUGGAGACAACACAGUUGCAGAGAGAAAAGGCAGAAGCUGAAGAUGAUGACUUCCACACAGCUGAGGACUUGUUAGAAGAUGAAAAUGCUAUAAGUGCUGCUGCCAGUGGCCAGAGCAGUAGGAUAAAUGUUGAUGUGCAAAUGAAAGAAAAAGCUACUUCAGAAGUCCCAAAUCUGCUUUAUGCCACAGAAGACACCAAAGAAAAAACAAGUAUGAUUUUGGAAGCUGAGGGAGUAGAUAAAAGCUCGCAAGGAUCAGGUGAGACUAUGCCCAAAGGGGUUAUUGCAAAGAUUGAAGAAUCUAUUAAAAUCACUCUAGGGCUGCAAGAGAAGGAUCCCCUUGAGAAAGAUGAAAAACCCAUAUCCUCUGCUGUUAGUGACUCUUUUGGCAAGGAUGAAAAUCAGGCUGAAGAUUUAGUUGAGGAGCUUGAUUAUUUUGAAAAAGAAGAUGGUCUGGAAAACAAAAAAGACUUCAGUUACACAGAAAGGUCUUGGCCCGAUGAUUUCUCCCAAGAAGACCUUGAAUACUCACAAAAUUUUAUUGAUACAGAAAGCCAAACAAAUCAGCAAUCUGAUUCUGCAGAGCUUGAAGAUAAUCUGCUCUAUAAAAAAGCUCUUAAAUUAGAAUAUAGUGAUACAGUAAAGCAACUGCCUAUCAUUAAGGGCUUUCUUGAUGAAGAACAAGUAGAAAGAUUAGAAAAGUACCUUGGGUCAGAGAAUGUCCUGCACCUGGAAUCCACAUUCCAUGACAUGGAAAGUAAGCUAGCAUUUGCUCAAAAGGAGAGCCUGCCAUAUAAUAUGGAAAAAGCACUGGACGAUGUCUUUCACUCUUCAAUGUCAAAUAUCCUUGAGAUGGUGGAGAAAAUGUUAGAUUCAAAAGUGGCAGAAAACAAGGAGCUGGGCAUGAAAGAGAUGGACACAUUUGAUGAAGAGGUUACUCUGCUGAAUGAUAUUCAGGACCUGAUCUUUUUUGUCAGAUACAAACACCCUUUGGUAGAAGAGAGUGUACCCCUAGCAGCUGCUGCGCCUCCAGAAGACAGUUCUAAGGUCCCUCUUGCAGUAUUUCCCGUAGACCCAAAAACAGAACCCAAAAGAGACCAGGGAAGAAAGUUUUCAGUGAAUGAAGGAGAUACAUUUGCACCAGAGGAAAACAAGAGGCCACCAGAGAGCAUAGAAAUAAAAGUUCAUACAGUAGAAGUACCCGAGGAAGAUAUAGACAUCUCAGAAAAGGCUGAUCUUUUGGAUUCGGGAGAGAUCAAAGAUGUUGGUGACUCACAAGAUGGACUACUAGUCAAAGAGUCCUCACAAGAUCAAAGUAUUGGGGAAGAUUUGGCUAGAGGGCAGGGAUCAGGGAAGACUAAAUAGAGCAUGUGGCACUUGAGCUGAGAAAGAUGAGGGAUCUAAAAGUUGGAGAUGAGUAGAGUUACCAGCAUGGAAGACUACCUGUGCAAAUG
Messenger RNA from Antechinus flavipes (yellow-footed antechinus), 6204 nucleotides. RefSeq names its product transport and Golgi organization protein 1 homolog. Bases 2588 to 6115 code for a protein of 1175 amino acids. The transcript has 6 exons. The record is from RefSeq and is a predicted model, not a curated record. Gene Ontology annotation, cellular component: endoplasmic reticulum membrane; endoplasmic reticulum exit site. Gene Ontology annotation, biological process: endoplasmic reticulum to Golgi vesicle-mediated transport; vesicle cargo loading; protein secretion. Lineage: Eukaryota; Metazoa; Chordata; Mammalia; Dasyuromorphia; Dasyuridae. Gene Ontology annotation, molecular function: protein binding.